Molecule: messenger RNA, 1707 nt
Organism: Exophiala bonariae
Lineage: Eukaryota; Fungi; Ascomycota; Eurotiomycetes; Chaetothyriales; Herpotrichiellaceae
Exons: 1
Coding region: 1-1707 (568 amino acids)
Biological process (GO): basic amino acid transport; transmembrane transport
Cellular component (GO): fungal-type vacuole membrane
Molecular function (GO): basic amino acid transmembrane transporter activity
Source: RefSeq, a predicted model, not a curated record
AUGAGUGUGGCGGCCACCUCCGAAACAACACCCCUUAUCUCAUCCUCAUCAAACAUCGAAAUUGAAGGCGACCAACACCCUCUCCUGCCCAAGAGAAAUGAUCCGAUACUGUCAAAGCUACGUGGGACGGCGAUAUGCCUUUCCAUUUGGACACUGAUAUUUGCCAUUACUUCCAAUGUGUCUUUGAUCACUACGAUCCAAUCUCCAAUUGCAAUUGAUCUCGAUGCUUUCACCGAAGUGAGCUGGUUCUCAUCGACAUAUCUGAUUGCCAUCACAAGUAUCACACCUGUCGCGGGUCGACUAUCUACUAUUUUCACGGCACCAGUCUACUUGUUGGCGUCAAUCAUCAUCCAUGUAUGUGGUUUAUUGAUCACGUCUCAAGCUGAAUCGCUCAGCACAUUCCUUGUUGGCCGUGCGGUGGCAGGCAUCGGCAGUGCUGCAGUAACCCCUGUGGCUUUGAUACUUGUUACCGAGCUUACUUCUCAACGAAGGAGGGGUUUGUUCUUCGGUGCUGUGAACACAGGAUACACCUCGGGCAUUGCCUGUGGUGCCAUCAUAGCAGGUGUGUUGGAGCCGAUCCCGAGCAUUGGGUGGAGAGGCGUCUUUUGGAUUCAGAUACCUUUCACACUCACGGCGGCCAUCGUAGCCUUCUUUGCAAUUCCUCGACACAUUAAAGCGAACAAAACAGCGUCUUUCGGUGGCACAUUAGGCGAGAAACUCUCACAGAUAGACUACUUUGGAGUCAUCACCCUCAUCACCUCAGUGGUCUUACUGUUGUACAGCUUGUCCUCGACCAAGAUUCAGGUGUUUCCCAUCUUUCUAUCUCUCGCAUCUUUGGCACUCUUCCUCUUCGUCGAGGCAAAUUGGGCGCAAUACCCAAUCGUCCCGAUUUCUGUACUCAGAUCUCGUGGCAAUAUGUUGACUAGCUUUGCAACCCUUGGCAUCAUGACGGCUCGAUGGUCCAUCUUAUUCUACGCACCUACAUACGUGCUCACACUGAGGAAUUGGCCUCAAGAGAAAGCUGGAAUUACUCUAAUUCCGACAAAUCUAGGAUUUGCCCUCGGUGGACUACUAGCAGGAGGACUCCAUAUCCGGCGAUCUGGCUCAUUCUAUAUCUCGACUCUUGUCUGCUUCUUCCUUUUCAUCCUGUCGAUGAUCACUGUAUCUUGGGUUUCGACGCCUGCUUCCAACAUGUGGUUAUAUCUCUUGUCCAUAUUUGUGAACGGGCUCAUCGCAGGAGGUUUACUCAACUACUCGCUCGCUCACGUCCUCCACUUGACGAUUCCAUCCACACAUUUCAUUGUCAUCCCACUCAACGCCAUGUUUCGAAGCCUCUCUGGGUCUUUUGGUGCCGCAAUUUCUGGUGGAUUAUUCCUCAGAACAUUACAACACGCAUUGAAGCAUGAAUUCAAACAACGUGGGCUCACUGGAAAGAGUCAGCUUAUCCGGCAACUCAUCGGUACGCCGAGGUUAGUCCAGAGCCUUGAAGGUGUUGACAAAGAGGUCGCACUUCUUGCUUAUGAGACUGCCUUUCGAACCAUGUUUAUUGCUGGUGCUUGCUUGGCGAUUAUCGUGCUCUUAAUUCAAGCAGGUACAGGUUGGACGGCUCCUGAGGUGGUGAAAGACGAGGAAACCAGCAGUGGUUCGCAAACAGCUGUUGGGUCUGUUGGACAGGAAAUCAUCUCACCUGUUGUUUCACGGGAGUAA